UUGGCUCAGUCUUAAUGGGGGCACUGGGGAUGGAGGGCGGGAGUAGGAGGCCCCAAGGGAAGGGCUGCCACCUGCUGGCUGUGGCAGGAGCCACUUCCCUGGUCACCCUGCUGCUGGCUGUGCCUAUUACUGUCCUGGCUGUGCUGGUCUUGCUGCCCCAGGAGCAGAGAGGACUGGUAACAGGGACAGCUGACCCUCUGAGAGCAGAAGCCCAGCAUCAGAAGGUGAGCUCUUCGCCCCACCCAAGAGCCCAGGAGCUGCCAGAGGAGGAGGCAGAACCAGAUCACAGCUCCAUCCUCCCAGCUGCCCACCUCAUAGGCGCUUGGACCUCGGGGCAGGGGCUUGGCUGGGAGGCGAAGAAAGAAGAGGCGUUUCUGCGCAGCGGGACGCAGUUCUCGGCCGCCGAGGGGCUGGCCCUCCCGCAGGACGGCCUCUAUUACCUCUACUGUCACGUCGGCUACCGCGGCCGCGCGCCCCCUGCCGGAGGGGCCCCCCUGGACAGCUCCGUCACGCUGCGCAGUCGGCUGUACCGGGCGGGGGGCGCCUACGGGCGGGGGGCUCCAGAGCUGCUGUUCGAGGGCGCCGAGAGCGUCACCUCGGUGUUGGACCCCGCUAGGAGACACGAGUUCGGGUCCCUCUGGUACACGAGCGUGGGGGUCGGCGGCCUGGUGCAGCUCCGCAAGGGCGAGAGGGUGUACGUCAACAUCAGUCACCCCAACAUGGUGGACUACAGGAGAGGGAAGACCUUUUUUGGGGCGGUGAUGGUGGGAUGAGGGCACCCGGGGUCGUGGGAAAGGCAGGCAUGGUGGGAGUGGGUGAAUCAGCCCAGAUAUUGGGGACCCUGACACCAGAGACUCCCCAUGGUGGGGGAGAUGUAGGAGACUGGAGACUGAUUUUGAGCCUGAUGAUAAUAAAAAAUAUAUGGCUUUAAU
Talpa occidentalis (Iberian mole) is the source of this 932-nucleotide messenger RNA. RefSeq names its product lymphotoxin beta (gene LTB). Gene Ontology annotation, biological process: immune response. Gene Ontology annotation, cellular component: membrane. Bases 15 to 773 code for a protein of 252 amino acids. The transcript is spliced from 4 exons. NCBI's taxonomy places the organism in Eukaryota, Metazoa, Chordata, Mammalia, Eulipotyphla, Talpidae. The record is from RefSeq and is a predicted model, not a curated record. Gene Ontology annotation, molecular function: tumor necrosis factor receptor binding; CD40 receptor binding.